Molecule: messenger RNA, 719 nt
Organism: Oreochromis niloticus (Nile tilapia)
Lineage: Eukaryota; Metazoa; Chordata; Actinopteri; Cichliformes; Cichlidae
Product: junctional adhesion molecule-like
Exons: 4
Coding region: 1-600 (199 amino acids)
Biological process (GO): negative regulation of T cell proliferation; positive regulation of T cell proliferation; immune response
Cellular component (GO): external side of plasma membrane
Source: RefSeq, a predicted model, not a curated record
AUGAACCACCACCCUCUCACCCAGGCCUACAGAGGACUGAUAGAGAGCAUCCUCACCGCAGGCAUCACUGUCUGUCUGACCCUGAAAGACCUCCACCUCACUGACAGUGGAGUCUACACCUGCACCGUCUACAACAAGGAUGGACACAUGCUGCUACAGAAAUCAGUGACUCUCAGUGUCAGAGUUCUCCAGGUGGAGAUGGUGGAGGUGAGCCAGGGGCAGACGACUGUCCUGAUACCAUUUAUAGUCACCGAUGACCUUUCUCAGGACGUCAAAGUGGAGUGGAAACUCACUUGUCCUGAAGAAAAGAUGAUCCACUUGUAUGAUAGUAGCAAAAAACAGCAUCUGUCACAAGAUCCAGUUUAUAGAGGCCACACAGAGAUGAAUGAAGACCCACUGAACACUAAAGACCUCAGUCUGAAACUGAAAGACCUCCACCUCACUGACAGUGGAGUCUACACCUGCACCGUCUACAAGAAGUAUGGAAACAUCCUGUUACAGAAAGUAGUGACACUCAAAGUCAAAGGAAGUACAAAGAGUCUGACUGGAGCACAGAGUAAAAACACAGAUGCCUCUGUUGUUAAACCAGCUGAUGAAUGAAGAGCAGACCCUGCUUUUGCUUUUCAACAAACAGCAGAGAAGAAUAUUAUGAUCAUGCAUGUACUUUUUAUCUAUAUCAGUGUGACCUGAACUGUAAUGUGAAUGUAACGUAAUCAUGU